Naegleria gruberi is the source of this 1494-nucleotide messenger RNA. RefSeq names its product 6-phosphogluconate dehydrogenase. Bases 31 to 1458 code for a protein of 475 amino acids. NCBI's taxonomy places the organism in Eukaryota, Heterolobosea, Eutetramitea, Acrasida, Naegleriidae. The transcript is spliced from 3 exons. Gene Ontology annotation, cellular component: cytosol. The record is from RefSeq and is a predicted model, not a curated record. Gene Ontology annotation, biological process: pentose-phosphate shunt, oxidative branch; pentose-phosphate shunt. Gene Ontology annotation, molecular function: NADP binding; phosphogluconate dehydrogenase (decarboxylating) activity.
GAAAAAAAUAGAUAGAGAAUAUUAAACAAGAUGGCAGAUAUCGGAUUGAUCGGAUUGGCUGUUAUGGGUCAAAAUUUGGCUUUGAAUAUUGCUGAUAAGGGUUUUAAAAUUUCAGUCUACAAUAGAAGUUAUGAAAAGACUGAACACACAGUUAAAAGAGCAGAAGACGAAGGAAAGGGUUCUUAUCAACUUGCUGGAUUCAAAACCAUGCAAGAAUUCGUAAACAGUCUCUCCAAGCCACGUAAGGUUAUUAUGCUUGUUCAAGCUGGUAACCCAGUUGACUCAACUAUUGAACUCUUGUCACCACUUUUGGAAAAGGGUGACAUUAUUAUUGAUGGUGGUAACGAAUGGUUCUUGAAUACUGAAAAGCGUGCCAAGAAGGCUGUUGAGCUCGGAUUAUUAUACAUGGGUAUGGGUGUUAGUGGUGGUGAAGAAGGUGCUAGACAUGGUCCAUCAUUGAUGCCAGGUGGUCCAAUUGAAGCUUAUGAUCAAAUCAAACAUAUUUUGGAAAAGAUUGCUGCUCCACUCGUGAAUGAACCACCUUGUGUCACAUAUAUUGGUGAAAGAGGAUCAGGUAAUUAUGUCAAGAUGGUCCACAAUGGUAUUGAAUACGGAGAUAUGCAACUUAUUGCUGAAGUUUAUGACAUGAUGAAGAGUGUUGGUAAAUUGACAAAUGAAGAAAUUGCUGAAACUUUCACUGAAUGGAAUAAUUCUGAAUUGAAGAGUUAUCUUAUUGAAAUUACAAGCAAGAUUUUCAAGAAGAAGGACGAUUUGGGUGAAGGUCACCUCGUUGAUAAGAUUGUAGAUAAGAGUGGUAGUAAGGGUACUGGUAAAUGGACUGUUCAAGAAGGUGCUGAAAGAGGAAUUGCUAUCCCAACUAUGGCUUCUGCUCUUGACUCUCGUUAUAUUUCAUCAUUGAGAGAUGAAAGAUUGAGUGCUGAAUCUCAAUUGACUGGUCCAACUCCAAACGAUUUGACUGAAACUGUUGACAAGAAGGUCUUUGUUCAACAAUUGAAGAAUGCUCUCUACUGUUCAAAGAUUUGUUCUUAUACUCAAGGUAUGAAUUUGAUUGCUGAAGCUUCCAAGCAAUAUGGAUGGAAUUUGAAGCUCGGUGAAAUUGCUCGUAUCUGGAAGGGUGGUUGUAUCAUUAGAGCUGUUUUCCUUGAUCGUAUUAAGAAUGCCUAUGAUCUCAAUCCAAACUUGCCAAGUUUGUUCUUGGACCCAGAUUUUAAUAAGGAAAUUGCUGAAAGACAAGCUGCAUGGAGAAAGAUCAUCCAAAUGGCCAUUUCAGCUGGUAUUCCAACUCCUGCCCUUUCUUCAAGUUUGGCAUAUUAUGACUCUUACAGAAGAGGACGUUUGCCAGCCAAUUUGAUUCAAGCUCAACGUGAUUUCUUUGGUGCUCACACUUAUGAACGAACUGACAUGAAGGGUGCUUUCCACGCCAAAUGGGAAGAAUAAUUAUUUUAAUUGUAAAAAAUAUUUAAAUUAUAAAUU